Molecule: messenger RNA, 450 nt
Organism: Cetraspora pellucida
Lineage: Eukaryota; Fungi; Glomeromycota; Glomeromycetes; Diversisporales; Gigasporaceae
Source: the annotation of a GenBank genome assembly
AUGGAAACUACGUCAACGAAGAAAAUGUCAAGCAAAAAAAAGAAAAGAUUCGAAAAAUAUAUGCAAAAGAAAAUUAAAAAAGAAGAACGAGUUGUUCUAUUUGAAAAGCUUUCGAAAUCAUCAUUUUCAUCUGAAUUAAUGAAAUCAAGUAGAAAUUUGGGAAGAGGGAAAAACACAAUGAAAGAACGGCUUCGCAGAGCCUUUCAUGAAAGACGUCGUGGAAUGACUCAAUCUGAUCCGGAUGUUCCUUUAUUCGUGAAUAGUGAAGACAGCGUAGAUGAUGUACUAAAUAAUCACAUGAACACAGAUAUCAGUACGUCUAAUUUAUCAGUCCCUGUUAAAAGAAGCCAAGAAAUUCAGCCUGCGAGAAUAGAGUUACCGGUGUGUGAAGAAGAGCAAGCAAUAAUGGAAACAAUUAAUCAGAAUUUUGUUAAGACUUUUAAUGUUCCU